Molecule: messenger RNA, 1244 nt
Organism: Crotalus tigris (Tiger rattlesnake)
Lineage: Eukaryota; Metazoa; Chordata; Lepidosauria; Squamata; Viperidae
Gene: JAZF1
Product: JAZF zinc finger 1
Exons: 5
Coding region: 157-1122 (321 amino acids)
Cellular component (GO): nucleus
Source: RefSeq, a predicted model, not a curated record
UCCCCUCCCCUCCGCGCCCACGCUGCCGCCCAGCUCAUAAAACUGCUGGCCGCUCGUCGCCGAGAGCAGUUGCUGCCCAACGUGGCCCGGGUCUUAGGCUCCCGCUGCGGAGGCAGGCAGCGACGGCUGGGGUUGCCCAGCUGUUUGAGUGCGGCAAUGAUCCCUCCUCCCAGCUGCGCCUGCCUCAUCUCCCCCCACCCAGCAGCCCGUCCCUCCCCUCCGCCGCUCCCGACGCUGCAGCCGCCACCUCCUACUCUUCUUCCUCCCAACCCCCAGCCUCUCUCGCCCGCUCGCUCUCCAUCUCCUCUCGCUGGCUCUCCCGUUCCCGCCGGCGGCCCUGGCAGAGUAGGCACCGCAAGGCGGAGGCGGGAGGAAUCUCCAUGCAACACCAUGACAGGCAUCGCCGCCGCCUCCUUCUUCUCCAAUACCUGCCGCUUCGGGGGCUGCGGACUUCACUUUCCAACCCUGGUGGAGCUCAUCGAGCACAUCGAGGACAACCACAUCGAUACGGACCCACGUGUAUUAGAAAAACAAGAAUUACAACAACCCACAUAUGUUGCUCUCAGUUACAUUAAUAGGUUUAUGACUGAUGCUGCUCGUAGGGAACAGGAAUCUCUGAAGAAGAAAAUCCAACCUAAACUCUCCUUGACCUUAUCAAGCUCAGUGUCCCGUGGGAAUGUAUCUACUCCUCCACGUCACAGCAGUGGAAGCCUUACUCCACCUGUCACACCUCCGAUCACCCCUUCCUCCUCAUUUCGUAGUAGCACACCCACAGGUAGUGAAUAUGAUGAAGAAGAAGUAGAUUAUGAAGAUUCAGAUAGUGAUGAGUCCUGGACCACAGAAAGUGCUAUCAGUUCUGAAGCUAUUCUAAGUUCUAUGUGUAUGAAUGGAGGAGAUGAGAAACCUUUUGCCUGUCCUGUUCCUGGGUGUAAAAAGCGAUAUAAGAAUGUGAAUGGUAUAAAGUAUCAUGCCAAGAAUGGCCACAGGACACAGAUCCGUGUGCGGAAACCCUUCAAAUGCCGCUGUGGAAAGAGUUACAAGACAGCUCAGGGUCUGCGGCACCACACAAUCAACUUCCACCCACCAGUGUCUGCUGAGAUUAUCAGGAAGAUGCAGCAAUAAGAUGCUGGUCAAAAAUGUGCCAAGGAAUCCUCACCAGCAGUUGCUGAUUUUGAAGACAGCCACCUUCUCUUGGGAAGCAUUGAGCAACCCUUUAAAGAAGAAAUUAAAAUGCAUGCUUUACA